UCGAUUUGGAAUGAGCGCUUUGAUGGUUGAGUGAAAGGAAAGCAAUCUUUUGUGAUAAAACUGAGUGUGUCUUGUCAGCAUUGUCUAGCUGGCUAACUGAUUGCUUCUAUUCGAAACUUUGCACAGUCGAAGAAGCGUAUUUUAUUAAGGAAAUAAGGCCUGUAAUAUGGUGUCACUGGAACUGAGUGUGCUAACUUUAAAUGUUUGGGGCAUUCCAUUUGUUUCAUCCGAUCGAGCCGAACGCAUGCAACAGAUUGGCCAAGAGUUGAGUUCGGGUAAAUAUGAUAUUGUAUCAUUACAAGAGGUAUGGACUGAAAAAGAUAGUUUACUGCUGCAGGAGUUAACCAAGGCUAUACUGCCAUAUGCACAUUACUUUUAUAGUGGUGUCAUAGGUGCUGGUCUUUUGGUCUUAUCCAAAUAUCCCAUAGUUACCACACUUUUCCACAGCUGGACUGUAAAUGGCUAUUGUCAUCGUAUUCAACAUGCCGAUUGGUUUGGUGGCAAGGGUGUUGGCUUGUGUAGGAUACGUGUGGCCGAUCGCUAUGUCCAUCUUUAUAAUGCCCAUUUACAUGCUGAAUAUGAUCUGGAUAAUGAUGAUUACAAAACGCAUCGUGUUAUACAAGCAUUCGAUACUGCUCAAUUCAUAGAGGCCACACGUUGGGAUGCAGAUGUACAAAUUUUAGCUGGUGAUUUAAAUGCAAAACCCAUGGAUAUCUCUUACAAAGUUUUAAUACAUACCGCCGAAUUAAAGGACACCUGCAAUAAGGAAUCAACGUCAACGAAUGAAAGCAAACACAAUUCGUAUACCUCUAAAAAGGCAAGAAAACAAAAUCCGAAUGGCCAACGCAUCGAUCAUAUACUUGUUCGCAGCUCUGAUACAAUUAAAACCACAAUAUUGGAAUAUAAAUUGCCACUGCCCGAUCGUGUACCGGGUAAAAAAUUCAGUUAUUCUGAUCACGAAGCGGUUCAAGUACGUUUGCUGAUGCAAACCAAGCAAGAUGGUGAUACAUGUUCGAUACGUCAUAUCGAUGCGGCCUACCUUAGUGCCGGUGAAGGUAGUAUGUAUGAUGUUAAAUUAACACCACCACAAACGCCAACCUUAAAUGGUGUGAGCAAUGCCCGCGCCUUUGAUGAAGGCGAAUGUCCCAGCGAAGAAAAUGCUGUACCGAAGAGUUUGCCAAUGAAAUAUGCCCUAAUUAAAGAAUCGAUUGCUUUGUGCGAGGGACAUCUGAAAAAAUUAAAAACAGAUCGUAUUAUAUAUUUCUGUGUAGCCUUAUUCCUGUUGGCCGCCUUAAUUGUCAUGGCAGAAUUUCCAGUUCCCCAUGGAUAUAUGACCCUAUAUCUAUUGCUCAAACUUUUGGUAUUUGCAGUUAUAUUAUUUUGUGCAUUCAUGGGCUCUUUAUGGAAUCUUAUGGAACGUAAUGGCACUCUGUCGGGAAAGACAUCCAUGGAAAUGAAAUUGAUCGAUGCCCAAUAGCAGUGAGUAAAAAAAGAUUGACUUAUAAUAGCCGUUGGCAUACUUAAGGGUUCGACAAUCAGUGCUGUGCCAUCACCAUCUGUGAUGCCAUCCUCAUUAUCUUCAACUUCCUUAAGACCGCAAGAAUCAUGGCCAUAACUUUUUGCCAGACGAAAGCUAAAACAUCAUUACUCCUUCUCACUGAAAGCCACUAUCACAGCCAUUGCCAAUGAUGAUACUAGAAGUUACCUCUUAUCUAACACCAAACAACAACAAGCUCAAACAGCAUUUACAUAUGAACAUCUUUUCUUUCCUAUUGUGAUACCUUCCAUAUUGGAUACGAGUAUGACAAUGCAAACUGGUGCGUUAUUUUUACAAUGCAUUUCCUUACAGAACUAUUGAUUCACCAAACCAUACCACUAUUCUUUUUCCAUUUAAUUUGAAAUUAUUUUAAACUUUAUUUUCUCAUCUUUUGCUAUUGGUACAUACACACUGUUGAUAUGUAUUUACAAUAGAUAUAUUUAUAUAGUUUAUUAAGAUAGACCAGUACAUAAGAGUAAAUUACAUAAGCCAGUUACUUGUAUUAUAUUAACCCAUAAAUGACUUUAAGUGA
Stomoxys calcitrans (stable fly) is the source of this 2069-nucleotide messenger RNA. It is a transcript of the gene nSMase, whose product is annotated as putative neutral sphingomyelinase. The record is from RefSeq and is a predicted model, not a curated record. The transcript is spliced from 5 exons. Gene Ontology annotation, cellular component: cytoplasm. NCBI's taxonomy places the organism in Eukaryota, Metazoa, Arthropoda, Insecta, Diptera, Muscidae. The coding region runs from base 167 to 1477 and encodes 436 amino acids. Gene Ontology annotation, molecular function: sphingomyelin phosphodiesterase activity.